AUGUACUGUUUGUCCAGUACACUCGCGGCUUUGCUGCUACUUCUACCCUCAUUCAGCCUUGCAGAUGAUCUCAAGGUUGUGUCUAUGCCACUUGGGCGGGUCGCAAAGCGAUCAGGCAUUCAGAAACGCUCACCGCAGUCUGUGACUCUCGGCAAUGCGCAGAACGUUGGAUUGUACUACGUCAACGCUUCGAUCGGGACACCACCACAGCAAAUCUCGCUUCAGAUAGAUACCGGCAGUAGCGACGUCUGGUUCUUCUCCGCAGCCGCUGCGAAAGGUUGCAAGACGUGUGCGGGUGGCUCUUACGAUGCUACAAAGUCGUCAACAUAUGAGCUUCUCGCUCAAGGAGAGUUCUCUAUCUCUUACGUGACGCCUGGCUCCGGUGUGACGGGCGAUUACAUUUCCGACACCUUCACCAUUGGUGGGAUCACUCUGCGCAACCUCACCAUGGCUGCAGCACAGCAAGCCCAGAAUGUCGAGGUAGGCAUUAUGGGCAUUGGCUACGAUACGCAUGAAUCGCUUGUACCGAACGGUGGCCAGCCGUAUCCCAACAUCAUCGACGAGAUGGUCAGCCAGGGAAUCAUCAACACCCGCGCUUACAGUCUCUACUUGGACGACAUCGAGGAAAGCACAGGCGCCGUGCUUUUCGGAGGCUACGAUACCGCGAAGUACACCGGCAAUCUAACCGUCUUGGACCUGCAGGUCGAUGCGGAGAGCGGCACCAUCGACGAAUUCUCCGUAGUAUGGAGCCUGAUGGCUCUGACAGACUCCAGCGGAACAUACGUUCUGAGCGAUCCCACAAACUUUCCAACGGCCGCCGUCCUCGACUCUGGCACUACGCUCACGACGCUGCCACAAGAUCUCUUCAUUCAACUUGCAGAGUAUUUCGGCGUAAUUAACGAUCAAGAAUACGGCUACCUAGUGUAUUGCAACAUCUCGAAGAUUCCCGGCGCCAUCGACUACCAAUUCGGGGGCACCAACGGCCCGAUCAUUUCCGUCCCUUUCUCGGAGUUGGCCAUCCCUCUCGACAGUUCCAAUGGCAAACCUUUGACGUUCAAGAACGGUGCUCCAGCCUGCCAGUUUGGCUUCCAGCUCCUCCCCGAGGGCAGCCCGAUUCUGCUCGGUGACACCUUCCUGCGGUCCGCCUACGUCGUCUACGAUCUCGACGCAGGCCAAGUCGCCAUCGCCAACGCUUUCUACGACUCAACCACCUCCAACAUCAAGGCCAUUGGCGGCCCCGGUCAAGCGAGUAGUGUGCUUGCCGUGGGCGGCAGUUCAGCCCUCGGAGCAACCGUCACGCAGACAGCGACAGGUAAUGUGUACGCGCCGGGUGUGGGAGCAUCUACUGCUUCUGCCACCGCUACUGCGGCGUCGGGAGUCGCUUCGUCGGCCGGGGCAACGCAUCUCACUGCCGCGCAGACCAGUCUGAAUGUGCUGGGUGUGCAUGGCGUGACGGGGAGCACGUACGGUCCGACUGGUACGGCCGCUGCUUCGUCCAGCAAGGCUGCUGCUUCGCACGUCGCGCCCAAAGCUGUCUACGGCGGCUGGUAUGGUGUUGCCAUGGUUCUUGGCGCUAUGACCGCUGGAGCGAUGAUGAUCGUUCUUUAG
Molecule: messenger RNA, 1608 nt
Organism: Baudoinia panamericana UAMH 10762
Lineage: Eukaryota; Fungi; Ascomycota; Dothideomycetes; Mycosphaerellales; Teratosphaeriaceae
Exons: 3
Coding region: 1-1608 (535 amino acids)
Biological process (GO): proteolysis
Molecular function (GO): aspartic-type endopeptidase activity
Source: RefSeq, a predicted model, not a curated record